GCAGUAGGGGGCCGCAUUUACAGCAGCAGCGAUAGACCGCUGCCCCCCUGUGAUGGACGACAAGGCAGAAAAAUUCAAGGGUCAGGAGGAUGGCAGCAAGGACUCGCCUGAAGUGCUACGUUCCAGCUUAUUCGAGCCGAAGUCGGUGGCGCAGAUGCAGGAGGAAUACAGGAUUUCUCAGCCAUACCGUCACUUGGUCAUCCCUGAUCUCAUGGACAGCGAUGUUCUCAAGACAGCUUGCGAAGAACUCAAGAGCAACAUGCAGGCCACGCUGAAGGAAACCGACAUUUUUAAGGUAUACCAAACGGGCGAUCUUGCCAACAUGGAUGGUCUUCCGGAGGACUCGAAACGCCUCCUUCCGUCCCUAUUCGCGAUAAGGGACGGUCUCUACUCGCUCGAGUUCCGCCGGCUGGUGCAAUCCCUGACGGGAUCCGGGCCCUUGAGCGGGCAGCAGAUCGACCUGUCCGCCAACGCUUUCGGCCACACCGGACACCUGCUGUGCCACGAUGAUGUGAUCGGCACCAGGAAGGCAUGUAUUUCUUACAUCCUCUACCUCGUGGACGAAGAUUGGGGGUCUUCGGGAGACAAGCCCGACGGCGGAGGCCUCCAGCUGUACCCUCUGGACAAGGAGGGGGUGCCCGGGAUCCCCGCCUUUGCGCCGAGCAAGACCAUACCACCGAGAUGGAACCAGAUGGUUCUCUUCGCCGUACAGCCCGGGAGGAGCUUCCACGACGUGCAGGAGGUGUACAACGAGAACAAGCCCCGCCUCGCUGUAUCCGGCUGGUUUCACAGUGCUCUCAAGACUGAGAUGGCCGAUUGGCCGGGACACACUUUCGAGCCCGUAAAGGGCAACAGCGACGCCGAAGGCAAUAGCGGGGAGGCGGCGGCGUCAACGCUGGAGCAGCUCAAGGGCGCGGCACGGGGGGGGGGGCAGAGCGGCGAUGGUGGGAAGGGCGGGGAUGGUGGUUCAUCGACGGGCGACGCCUUCACGGAUGAUUUCGUGGGAACAGAUGACUUGCAAGAGUUGUCGGAGUGGGUGAACCCGGAGUACCUUGUGCCUGCGAUGGUGGACCAAUGUGCAGCCGCGUUCAACGAAAACGGGUCUACCAUACAGCUCCACAGAUUCCUCAAGGACGAUGUCGCGCAGAGUAUCGUCGACGCCGCGAUCGCGGCGGACCGACGCGACGGUCUCGGGUACAUGGAGGCGUCGCCCUUCGACGCGGGGGUGCGGGGGGGUUGGAGGAAGGCGGGCCCGCCCCACCGACAACGGAUGUUGCGCCUCUCCGCCGCCAAAGAGCCAGGCUCAGCCGAUGGACAGAAAGCAGGAGACAGUGAUGAUGAUGAUGAAAUAGGUGCCCUGCUCAGGACUCUCAGAGACAAGCUCUUCCGGAGCGGAGCCUUCAAGAGCCUUCUUCAGAAGCUCCUUGGCGAUUCCCCGGUUGUGGCAUCUCGACGGCAAGCCCGCCGCUUCAGACCCGGCCUCGACUACACGCUAGCAACCCCCGGGGCGCCGUGGGAGUGGAAAAAGCGCGAUGGUGGUGGUGGUCGUGGUGGUGAUGUUGCGGACAACGGGCAGGAGGGAGGGUCCCAGGGGGAGGAGUACAUGGUGCUGGACGCGACGCUGUGUUUCGUGGACGAUCGGGAGCCGUACAAGGAGGCGGCGUGGAGGCAGGACGAGGUCGGGGGCUACGUUACCUACCUUGGCGGAGACGACGACGAGGAAGAGGGAGAAAAGAAAGACAGUCGAAUCGAUAAGGACAACGGCACGGCAGAUCCCGGCGAAGGUGUCGUCGCCGGAGGUGGGGGGAGGGGGCAAAAGAACGACGCCGCGGUGUACAAGGCGGACGAGGGCGGCUCUCUGAUAUCGGUGUCCGCGGCGUCGAACGCCUUGAGCCUGGUGCUGAGAGACGACGAGGCGAUCACGAGCUUCGUGAAGUACGUGAGUUCCGCCGCCCCCGGCAGCCGUUACGACGUCGUGGGCGAGUAUCUCGUCGCGUGCACCGGCGAAGAAGACGGCGCCGAAGACAGCAGUAGCAGCGAGGGUAGUUUUGGCGCCCCGGGGGGAGUGUUGGAUACGGUGCCGGAAGGGCACAGCGGAGAAGAGGAGGAGGAUGAGGAGGAUAAGGAAGAAGAGGAGGAGGAAGAGGUGGCGGAGCGAAGCCGGAAAAAAAUAAAGGCUUCGAUCGAUGCGUAGGAGUUCGCAUGGGGCCAGACGCGCGUGAGGUAUUGCAUUUGUCGACGCAGUUUUGUUUGUUUUUCCCCAUGUGAAUGGGGAAUACCCUCGCUUGACCGCGAUAUUAUGGGGCCCCGAGUACAUGCUGGCUGCAGAGGAUCUCGUUUCAAUGGGACGUAGAGAGCAUUGAGAGUGCCGUUUGAAAGUUUUCACGUCCGUGGGAGUUGCAACCUUUUUUUCACAUUCCUUGUCUCCGUAAAUAGCCCUCCCUCGCGCGAUGAGGACACUUGCGGAGACCGCCCAAGUGCCGUAGUGGCGGCCACCAAGUGGUAUGUGUGUUACCAUGUGUCAGAGAGGAUACUGCCCGGAACCAAGUGGGAAUCUACCCAAGA
Molecule: messenger RNA, 2565 nt
Organism: Ectocarpus sp. CCAP 1310/34
Lineage: Eukaryota; Phaeophyceae; Ectocarpales; Ectocarpaceae
Source: the annotation of a GenBank genome assembly